Molecule: messenger RNA, 1711 nt
Organism: Nycticebus coucang (slow loris)
Lineage: Eukaryota; Metazoa; Chordata; Mammalia; Primates; Lorisidae
Product: leucine-rich repeat-containing protein 51
Exons: 9
Coding region: 355-1578 (407 amino acids)
Biological process (GO): dopamine metabolic process; catecholamine catabolic process; developmental process
Molecular function (GO): protein binding; catechol O-methyltransferase activity
Source: RefSeq, a predicted model, not a curated record
CGGGACGUGGUGACGAAGAUAGUUGCCAUGGAGUUUCGCGGGGUAACCCUGAGAUAGUGGGACGUCGAGGCUGGAGAGGAAGCAAUUGCUGGUCAUUCAGUCUGGAGAGCAGAAGGUGCUGGGAUCUGUCUCUUGGUCAUGAGCCAGAAUAGUGGGGAAAGACUGACUCCAAAAAUACAGCCCCCGGAAUGAGCAAGGCAGCGUGAAGGCUUUGUCACUUCUCCCCAGCUGUCAGGGAACAAUCCCUGAACCCAAAGGAAUGAAUCCCUAAUGGUGGACUUUCAGGCAUCAGUGACAGGGCGGACCUAGACUCCCAGGGCACAUGCUUACACCUGAUGAAUGAUGGCCUGAAAUAUGAGCAAACUGGAGAACGCUUCAGUGCAGGAGCCCCCUCUCGACUACUCCUUCAAAAGCAUCCAAGUCAUUCAAGAUCUAGUAACCGAGGAGCCAAGGACAGGGCUACGACCACUGAAGCACUCAAAGUCGGGGAAGUCGCUGACCCAGUCUUUGUGGCUGAAUAACAAUGUUCUCAAUGACCUGAAAGACUUCAACCAGGUGGUUUCACGGCUGCUAGCACACCCAGAGAACCUGGCCUGGAUUGACCUGUCCUUCAAUGACCUGACUUCCAUUGACCCUGUCUUAUCAACUUUCUUCAACCUGAGUGUCCUCUAUCUUCACGGCAACAGCAUCCAUCGCCUAGGGGAGGUGAACAAGCUGGCUGUCCUUCCUCGACUCCGGAGCCUAACACUCCAUGGAAACCCCAUAGAGGAGGAGAAGGGGUAUAGGGCCCAGGUAGAAACCAUGUCUCCAGCCAUUGCACUGGCUUUUCUGCCACUGGUGGUGACAUUGCUGGUGCGGUACCGGCACUACUUCCGACUCCUGGUGCGCACAGUCUUACUGCGGAGCCUGCGAGACUGCCUGUCAGGGCUGCGGAUCGAGGAGAGAGCCUUCAGCUAUGUGCUUACCCACGCCCUGCCGGGUGACCCCAGUCACAUCCUCGCCACCCUAGACCACUGGAGCAGCCACUGCGAGUACCUGAGCCACAUGGGGCCUGCCAAAGGUCAGAUCCUGCUGCGGCUGGUGGAGGAGAAGGCCCCUGCUUGUGUGCUAGAGCUGGGCACCUAUUGUGGAUACUCCACCCUGCUGAUUGCCCGUGCCCUGCCCCCUGGGGGUCACCUUGUCACUGUGGAAAGGGACCCUGGAACAGCAGCAGUGGCUGAAAAACUCAUCCGUCUGGCUGGCUUCGAUGAAAACACGGUGGAGCUCAUCGUGGGCAGCUCAGAGGAGGUGAUCCCGUGCUUACGCACCCAGCACCAACUGAGUCGGGCAGACCUGGUACUCCUGGCACACCGGCCCCGAUGUUACCUACGUGACCUGCAGCUGCUGGAGGCCCAUGCCCUACUGCCAGCUGGUGCCACUGUGUUAGCUGACCAUGUGCUCUUUCCUGGUGCACCCCGCUUCCUGCAGUAUGUCAAGAACUGUGGCCGCUACCGCUGUCGCCUCCACCACACUGGCCUCCCAGACUUCCCCGCCAUCAAGGAUGGCAUAGCCCAGCUCACUUAUGCUGGACCUGGUUGAGGUCCAGGUCUAGGGGUACUUAUUGAUGGCCCCCACCCAAGCAAAGCUCUCAGAACAUCCCUUCCCCUCCCUGUUUGGGGCCUGACACAUGCUGGGCUUAGGACUGAAGAGGCUCUCUUCCCACCUCUGCCCC